Molecule: messenger RNA, 2033 nt
Organism: Rhodotorula graminis WP1
Lineage: Eukaryota; Fungi; Basidiomycota; Microbotryomycetes; Sporidiobolales; Sporidiobolaceae
Exons: 11
Coding region: 91-1935 (614 amino acids)
Source: RefSeq, a predicted model, not a curated record
GGAGCGUCCGCGUCCGCGGACGGCGCCAAUCGCUCACAGCUUCCCUCGCUUCCUCGCUUCUCGCUCGAGCUGCCUGCUGUGACGCCAAGCAUGGACACCUACGCGAGCCUGUCGCUCGACUCGAUCAACUUCUUCAGCACCGCCAACACGCGCGUGUUCCCGACUUUGUGCAACCCGCACGGCAUCACCGACGUCGACGCGUACUGUGCGACCAAGACGAGCGAGGUCUGCUGCGGGCUGUGCCCAAACCAGUCCGUGAGCGGUCCAGGCCAGUUCGUCUGGGCCAUCGUCAGCUACGCCAUCGCCUCGUUCGUCUACACGCUCGCGCCAGGAGAGGUGUGGGGCGUCGGGGUCAUGCAGAUCGUCAACGCUCAAGCGUUCCUCGGCACCGGCUUGGUUCGCGUCGCCAUGGGCGCCGUCGAGGGCGGCAUGACGCUGUGGCACACGCAGUUCCUCUACCCGCAAGCCCUCGGCUUCAUCUACAUCAUGGCGCCCGCGAUCCUCGCCCCGAACUGGAGCCGCCUCGGCCUGUCGCAGAAGGACAUGGAGCGGCGCGUGCGCACCAAGGCCAACGUGUCGCACGUCGCCGCACGCCGCUCGGACGUGCGCGCCGUCGAGGCGGCGCUCUACAAGAAGCAUCAUGACCGCUGGAGCUUGCCCAUCUUUGCGUUCUGGGUCCUGAACAUGUCUGCUUGGACGGGCCUGUACGCCUGGAUCUCGCUCGGCGACAUCGAGUUCUCGCAGUCGAACUGCGAGGGCGAGCCAGCACUCGACGUCCUUCUCUCGCCGACAGCUGUCACCAUCAUUCUCGGCACGCUGGCCUGGAUCCUCGUCUUUUUCGACGGCUUCCUCGUCCUGCGCAAGGAGAAGCAGGGCGGCGCCGACUUCAUCAUCGACCGGUUCCUCAGCAAGGGCAAGGACCGCACGAUGAAGGAGCAUCGGCGGCUCGAGCGUCGCAUCACGAUCGGGACGACACUCGCUCUCUUUGUCCUCUGGCUGUUCCUGAACUGCUGGCUCUGGAUCGAGGCCGAGAAGAAGUUCGCCCUGAGCGGCGCCGACUGGUUCACGUUUGGGCAGGUCGAGCAGAUCACGGCCCUCUUUCCCGACCUUCUCGCGCUCGCCGCGGGCGUGAGCAGCUACCUCGGCACGCGAGACGACCUGCGCCUGUCGCGCACCGAGGUCGACAAGUUCGUGCAGAGGGCGUCGAGGCAGGUCGGUCCGCACGGCGAGGUCGCCGGCGACGCCCAGGAACCCAAGCGCCGGUCGAGGCUUGAGCGUGUGCGCAGACGAGUCGGACGAGCUGUCGAUGCUGGUCGCUCGACCGACGAGCGCGACGCCCACGACGAGCGCACGUCGUCCGACGAUCCGCACGACCCGCUUCACGAGCCUCGCCUGCCCGGUGCCGCCCUCCUCGACAACGCCCAUCGCCGCUCCCGCCGCCGCGAUUCCGGCGUCGAUGACGGCAACGGCGGGCCUGCUCAUCGCUCGUCGGUCGACGAGACGCUCACGGCGCUCCCGCCCAUGUCGUCGCGCCCCGCCGACCCGCCUGCACGCCGUCGCGGUCUCGCCCGCGUCCUCCACCCUCGCUCGUCGCACGCUCAGACGCCGAGAGCUGAGCGUCCACGAGAUGACGACGAGCACGAGGCCGUUCGUCACGCGCCGCACGAGCUUCUGCCCGAGCAGCAGCUGCCGCGCGCGAGCUUCGUCUCUCUGCGCGCGGCGUACGACCUCCCUCGAUCGUCGUCGCACCCACGCGAGCACGAGCCGCAGCACGGGCGAGCGACUGCGCAUGACGAGCACGCGGUGCAGGACAGCCUCGCCAAGCGACACUCGUCGCGAGGGCGGCGGGCGACGAGGAGCCGCCGGACGCUCGCCGACGUCGACGAGGACGAGGACAGGCCGCUCAGGGAAGAGUCGGACGAGCGCGAGUGGUAGCCGGAGGUGGACCAGGGAGAGGAAGGGCGAGAAGGAGGACAAGCUCGAGCUGCGCGACCUUCUCAAACUCGGUGCAACGACGACGAGCUCUCUUUCCU